Vigna umbellata (rice bean) is the source of this 915-nucleotide messenger RNA. NCBI's taxonomy places the organism in Eukaryota, Viridiplantae, Streptophyta, Magnoliopsida, Fabales, Fabaceae. The record is from RefSeq and is a predicted model, not a curated record.
GAUGGAAUUUGUCAUGUAUAUGUCGACAAAUCAGCUAAUAUUGAUAUGGCAAAACAGAUUAUUAGAGAUGCAAAGACUGAUUAUCCUGCAGCCUGCAAUGCAAUGGAAACUCUUCUUGUACACAAGGAUCUAUCAAAUAAUGGUGCACUUAAUGAGCUUGUCCUUGAACUCCAACGUGAAGGUGUUAAACUGUACGGUGGGCCAAGAGCUAGUGGCUUAAUAAACAUUGUUGGAACAAGCGAUUUGCAUCAUGAGUAUAGUUCACUUGCUUGCACAGUUGAAAUUGUAGAAGAUGUAUUGGAUGCCAUUAACCACAUACAUGAACAUGGAAGUGCUCAUACUGAAUGCAUUGUUACAGAAGAUUGUGAAGUUGCUGAGGCUUUCUUAAGUCAAGUUGACAGUGCUGCUGUUUUCCACAAUGCAAGUACACGAUUUUGUGAUGGAGCACGCUUUGGCCUUGGUGCAGAGGUUGGAAUUAGCACAAGUCGAAUUCAUGCACGAGGUCCUGUAGGAGUAGAGGGUUUGUUGACAAACAGAUGGAUAUUGAGAGGGAGUGGGCAUGUGGUUAAUGGAGAUCAAGGAAUCAAUUACACUUACAAGGAAUUGCCACUAGAAGCAUAACUUUGUAUUUAGAACUUAGUUCAGUUGCAAGCUAAUAUGCUCCUCAAGCAAGCAACAUCUCUGUUUUGUGGUGUUAUGAUAUGCAGAAGUGGCUGAGAUGUUGGCCAUGUAUUGGUAACUAUCACUUGAUCCUUUUUCCAGGGCAUUUUUCUUACCUGGAGCAAGUUCAUGAGAGGAAAUAAUAAUAUGAAUGUUUGUAUUAAAUUAUAUUGCUCUUUAGUGCUCUUUUAUACUAGUGAACUUGAAUAAUUAUGGAGAAGUUUUUAUUAUAGAAAUUCUAAUUUGUUUUAUGUA